Coregonus sp. 'balchen' is the source of this 7188-nucleotide messenger RNA. Lineage: Eukaryota; Metazoa; Chordata; Actinopteri; Salmoniformes; Salmonidae. The record is from the annotation of a GenBank genome assembly.
UCUGGUAGGCCGGAUGCUGCAGCGGGACCCGAAGGGCCGUGCGUCUCUGGAGGAGAUCGAGAGCCAUGCCUGGCUGCAGGGGGUGGACCCGUCCCCAGCCACCAAAUUCAACACCCCCCUGGUGUCCCAUAAGAGCCUGUCUGAGGAGGAGCACAACGGCAUCAUACAGCGCAUGGUGCUGGGGGACAUCGCAGACCGAGAGACCAUAGUAGAGUAAGUUAACACACAGACAUGGACAGAUGUCUAGAUAUACAAACGUCUUCCUAUACUAGGGCUGUUACGGUGACCGUAUUACCGCCACGCCGGCGGUCACGAGUCAUGACCGCUGUCAAAUUCCACGUGACCGUUUAGUCUCAGUUAACUAGGCUUCUCUAAAACUGUGCUCUGAUGCCGUUGAUGGUCAUUAGUAGCCUACCAAACUUGCUAACUGCCAGUCGCUAAUGGCCUGGUACUCAGCACUCUAUUGUCCCUCUAAUCACUCCUUAUAACCUCAGUCAUUGCACAAUCGCAUGUGAAAACAUAGUUUUGACUGGCCACUAUUUAAAAGAGGAUCCCAACUUUCUUGUGCUGCUAUGUUUAUUGCUCAAUUAUUAAAAUUAAGCACAUUAAUCCGCUUUACAACCGGUGUAGCCUACCUGGCAUACAUAGGCGGGGCGUGAGUUUUAAGUUUGUGGUAGCACAUUUUCACCAUAAAAAUGCACCUUUAUAAUAAAGCAUUCCAUGCAUCAUCGCAUUUGCAGACUUAUGUUAGAAAGUCUACUAUUCCUAAUGUGAUGAGUAGAUUGGAUAGUCAUAGGCUAAUAAUAUAAUUAAUUCACUGUUUUCAAUCGCUAACUUUUAAGUAGCACUGACCCAAAAAUGAUAAAUAGUGAAUCUGCGCAUUGCGCACUCACCGGGGAUAUUGCUGAUAUUCUCCGCUGGUGCCAAUAAGAUAGGCUAUACCAGUGAUGCCAACUUAGCAAUUUUGUUGCUAGAUUUAGCAACCUUUCAGACUACCCUCGCAACUUUUUUUCAAACAGCACCUAGCAACAAAUGUAGCUACUUUUAACAAUUUCUUUGGAACUUUUAGCAACUUUUGAAAAGUGACUCAAACGCUAAAAUGCACACAUUUUCCCUCUAAAUGACACAAAAACGAUUUUCUCUGUCACACACUCAGUCACAACACACUGCCUGGCUGCAAAAGUGCAUUGUGAGUGACGUCAGCAGCAGGCGCUCAGCUCGUGCACAGGCAGCAGCAGGCCAGCCAAGCAGCACAACAACCUGGAGAGAGCUGGAGAGAGAUGCCUAGCACACACAUCAUUAUUUGAGUUAAGUUGCUUGUUCAAUAAGAUAGCAUAUAUACCUUGUUAUUAGCUUGUACCUAUAAUUGUUGAUCAGUUAGGUAGCAUGUUAACUAACUACCAGUACACUGCUUAAAACUAUACUUGUACAGAAUGUGUAGGUUUACUAGUUAAUAAGAAAAUAAAUAAAAUGUAAUUGUUCAAAAAUAAAAUAAAAAGAUCUGAUCAUAUAAAUGUGUUGUGUUUAUUACUUUUACAAAUAAAAUAUGCGAUAAUAAACAAACAAAUCUAAACUAACAAAUGUUAAAUCAUAUUUGUCGUCAAGAUGGCCAGUCAAUUUGAGUAACGUUAUUGUGUAUUCUACGUAAUGACGCAGUUUUACAUUAUUACGUAACGAUGUCAUCACGCAAUGACAUCACAACGUCAUUUAGCAACUUUUAGCAACAAAUCGACCUGCCUCUAGCAACUUCCCCUGAAAAUGAGUUGGCAACACUGGGCUAUACUACUGUUAGCUCAAUUUAGUUGAGAAUUUUGAUAACUAAAAGACAGAUUAGUAUUUUCCUUGUCUUCUCUUUAGAAAGCAAAUUGUUAUUGCUGUAAUCUAUGUUUUCCCACGAUUGUAUUUUGAAUAUUGCGAUAAUCUGCCCAAAUUGCGCACGCUGCCUUUCCUUCCAACUUAUUUUUUUAAAAGAAGCUAAUGAUCCUCUGUGGCCAAAUCAUGCUUUAGUAGCCUAUUUUGAAUGAUUUUAUGUAUUUCUGUAUAGACAGGAGUAGGCUAAUUAGGCUAUAUAAUUUUGUCCAUUUACUUUACUUUAGGGAAAGCUUAGCUUCCCCUAGCCUUAUGGACACGCCACACGUAACCUCCAUUCCGCUAUUCGAGUGCAGGCUACGGAUUACGUAAAAAAACAAAAAGUAGUGGGCCAUUCGAAAUCAAAAAUAAUUCCACACAUGUAUUAUAUAUGUAAAGACCAGAUUAAAUUGAGAAUGGUCUGAUGGCUGAGAAUAUUAUCAAGUGCUUGUAAAAUUGUGCAUGAGACUGAUGAAGUGUGUGCAGCCUGCGCAAGAAACAGAACAGAGCUCAUGCCUUUCAUGUAACUUUUUUUCAAAUCAUUAGUCACAUCAUGCAGCCUUAGAAGGUAUAUAAAAUCGAAACAUAUAGCCUAAUGUUGUAUCACAACUAAAGUCGCAUAAAUAACUCUAAAUUAAGCAUAUAGCAGGACCUGUUUCUUUGUUAACCGCUCAACACAGAAUAGCCACAUGAGCGAACAUACUUGGAAAUCAUUUGGAGAAAAUAACCUUUCUAUUUUAUUCAGCUAUGUUCAAUUGUAUUCCUCAUACUAUGAAAUAAUGCCACAGAAUUCUAAGCAAAUCUUGUCUGCUAAAUGAACUAGUGUUGCACACAGCCAUAUGGCAUAGCCAGAUCAGGGCUUAACAUAAGGACGACUCAGAGUAUGCUAUUCUGUUCUUCUGAAAUAGACUACAUUUUCUUCAUAUCAUGUUUCUUUAGACCUGUCUAAAAUAAAUAAUGGAUUUAUUGUGAUGGUGUAGGCUAUAUUAACAUGUAGAUGUUCCAAAGGUCUGCAUCAGUGACUUGUAGGCUAGGCGUGGAAGCCAGGAGAUGCUAAACAUGUUUAUGUUCAUUAACGGUAAAUUACCGUGAGACCAACAGUUAUUUGCAUGACCAUCACCGGCUAACAAAAUGUCAUGACCGCCACAGCCCUAACCUACACACACACACACACACACACACAAUUGCAGACGGCCGUUAGUCUUCUGAAAGUCACGAGGUAUUUGAAAUAAUUUAUUUGGCGUUGACUUUUCCCAAUGAUUGACUGACUGUGACAUUUGCUCUGUCGAGGCAUGAAUGAAAUAAUUAUGUUGUGAAGUCUGUUCUUCAUUUGCCCUUUUCAUAUUGAGGGUUCUACAACUGCAACCCACCAAACCUGUUUCUUUGUCACACUCACUACUAACAUCUGCACUACUAACGCAUAGAACUGAACCUGAACAUCUGAGGGGACUCAGUCAGCAGAUAAGAGACCAAAGUGUUGAACUGUAAUGUGAACUCAACAGCAGCCCUCCCUUAUCCUCCUACCCUGAACAUGAAUCAUGGAUGUGAUUUGAAACAUACAUACUGACUCCACUUUAAAGCAGCAGGGCCGCUGCCAGCCGUGUUUUACAGCCACAGACACACAGUGAGGAUAGAGGUUCCUCACAGGAACACUGGCCUCCUUUAUUAACCCUGUCUGAAGGAAGGGCUUUACUGAUGAGGAGGAAAGACAGAGGGAUGCAGGGAGGAUUUAUCCCCACUUCCCAGUCAUUCAAGAGAUUAUUGUCCCGGUGAAGCCCCCACCUCCCACCUUACAGACAGACAUUCUCAUUCACACACACACAUACAUUAUGGGGAGGAGUUCACUUGAUUGUUCAUUAACACAGUGUAGAAUAAUCCCAGAGGCUGUCGAGAACACAGUGUAGAAUAAUCCCAGAGGCUGUCGAGGGAUGUGAACCAGCUAUCUAUUGUCUCAUUGAUUCCAGAGGGGUUAGAGGGCAGCUAAAGGUUAGAACCUGUUAUCUUGCUUUGUUUACAUUUAGAUGUAUCAAAUGGCUUCUUUAAAUGCCGACGUGAUUGGGUUUGCCCUGCGGUGACUUGUCUGUUGACAUACCGUACUUGUCUCUUGUGUGUGUGGGUGUGUAACCCUCUCUUGGCCUUCUCUCCCAGCCUGUCCUAACAUGUCCUCUGCUGUCCUGUCCAUGGUGUUGUUCCAGAGCCCUGGAGACCAACAAGUACAACCACAUCACUGCCACCUACUUCCUGCUGGCUGAGAGGAUCCUGAGAGAGAAACAGGAGAAGGAGGUCCAGACACGCUCCUCCAGCCCCAGUAACAUCAAGGCCCAGUUCAGGUAACAUACACACGUGCAACACAGAUGCGCCACACACACACACAUACAUGCAUACAUACAUGCAUGCAACACAGAACACACAGACAUACACACACACAUGCGUGUGUGAUGCAUAAACACCAAAACUAUCCCCUCCAGAUAAAACCCACCAGAUCCAACCACUCUGACUGCAAUACCAAUGCCUGUUUAAUGGCCUACUACACACAUUCAUCCAUUUAUUGGGGCCAUUCAGAUGUCAUAAUGAUGAUUCCUCAUUGACUAGGAGGACCGUGCCUGUCAUUAGGAGGAGAACCCACGCUGUCCUUUCCUCUUGGUCUAGUUCCCAUCCCGCUCCCUCCGUCAUUUGAUCCCUCAAUGUGGUGACAAAUGUAUUUUAAUGUCUGACUGCAGUCAAUUCUUUGGAGUGACCUAGAAAAUGGAAGUCUGGUUCUCUCUCGGAAUAUCAAAGCCAGAGAGAGGGAGCGAGACUGCUUUUGGAGGAAGAAGAGAGGAGAGAUCAAACACAUGCAGGCUGAAGCUGCUCCCUCCUGGCCUGCUCGCUGUAACCCAUUUGACCAGAAACCCAUGGACAAACAGGUGCUCGGAGGGAGAAGGCCCAAUUAUAGCUCCUGGGUCGUGGCCCCCUUGGUGCAGGAGUAGAAUGUGAGCCAAAUCCACUGAAAUGUAUGGUGCAGCAGUACAGGCUUCUACUGCCCUACUGUUUCUACUGCCCUGAGCUCCUCAGUUCACUGCACAUUGUUUUUGAUCAUUGAGUGUUGUACUGUUGUGUAUUUUAACACAGAAACACUGUGUCAGCGUGUGGCAUCAGGCAACAUGCUGUCAUAACAGAAAAAAACUACUUUCUGAUAGUGCUUAAAUUAUUUUUAGGAAUAACAACAGUCUACUAUUCAUCAUCCAUAUGCAUGCCAGUUUAUAUACGCCCAAAACAGUGACCUUGACAAGAGGGGGAAUGUUCCCCCGCUCUCGCUCUCCCUCCCUCUCUCUCUGUGCCAUCGUGGGCUGAAGCUGAGCUUUAUCAGGUAGUUGGCUUCAGGGAUUGUCUGUAGAGUUCUUCGGGAUCGUCUGCGGUUGUGAGAGUUAAUGAAUGGAGCCAGAGCGGUGUCACACAGCUGAGGUGUGUGUGUGUCUGAGAUAUUCUACUGUAGUUAAGCCUUUGAAAGCCUGGCUGAAUGAACUAGGAUGGUAGCAGAGUGGCACUAAGGGCCCUGUGGCCUCCACCGCCAUGCAGCAGCGUGGGGGGUUUCACAUACACACGGCAGGCAGGCAGGACUACCAUGGGAUUAAUUGUGUUAUAUUGCGUGCCGCUGGGACUUGGCCGGGCUCCGUCGAGAGAGAUCCCAGUGCUCUGUUCUCUGUUUGUUUUCCUGCUCUGCCAUGUCAACAAGGACCUUCUCGAUUAGAAGAAUGUUGACUCACUGAGCUGUUUAGUCAGGUUCAGUACUGGAUUAUUCUAAGAUCAUACUGUUUAUUUUAUCUUAGUUUAUUUUCUCCUCUGACUUUAUAUAAAGUCAGUGCAGCGUAUACUAACCAGGGGAAUAGUUUGGGUAACUCUGGUCUGCUCUCUGCCCUUCCAGACAGUCCUGGCCGACGAAGAUUGACAUGCAUCAGGACAUCGAGGACAGUCUGGCAGCCUCCUCCAUCUCCCACGCUGGUGGUCCCCAGUCCCCCGCCCGCAGCACUGAGAACCUUCUCAACGGACACCGCACCAAGGGCCUGCUGGAGCUCCGCUGGGAUGAGAGCAACGCAGGGGCCUCCAGUGCCCCUGCUCCCGUUUCUGGGCCCCCUAGAGCUGGGGCCACGGCCCCCACACCCUCCACCUCCUCAGCCAAGCAGCGCAGCUGCCUGUUCAGGGUAGAGGAGGACGAAGAGGAGGAAGAGGAACCGGACCCGUCCUCUCUGUCCACCCAAGUGAUCCUGCGUCGCAAGGCUCCGUCCAUCACCAACCGGCUGACCUCCAGGAAGAGCGCCCCGGUCCUCAACCAGAUCUUUGAGGAGGAGGGUGAGUCAGACGACGACUUCGAUAUGGAUGAGGGGCUGCCACCCAAACUCAGCCGGCUAAAGAUGAACGUCGCUGCUGCCGCAGCGGCCGGGUCACCGGGCACCACUCAGAAACGCUAUCACCGCCGCAAGAGCCAAGGCCGCGGCUCGUCCUGCUCCAGCUCGGAGACCAGUGACGACGACUCAGAGAGCCACCGCCGGCGUCUGGACAAGGACACAGGCUUCACCUACAGCUGGAACCGCAGGGACAGCAGUGAGGGCCCGCCUGGAAACUCAGGGGGGAAAUGGUGGAGGGAGCAGCGGAGGGCAAAGUAAACCCCCCGGGGAGGGGGGCAGCUCAGGACCAGACAGGGGCAGUCCUCCUGGAGGGGGAGGUGGGGGGAGUAGUGACAGUGGAGGGAGUGGUGGUGGUAGUAGUGGAGGAGGAGGAGGGGGUGGUAAGGGACAGGGUUCACCCUCCAGUUGUUCUAACGGCAGCAGUAAACACUCCUCUUCAGGCUCAGGGUCCAUGCGGAGACACUGUGCCUCGCGCAGCCCCGGGGCAGCAGAGCUGAUGGAGAGCCUGAAGCUCAUGAGCCUGUGUCUCAGCUCCCAGUUACAGCAGAGGGGGAGAAGUGGAGGCCCCGGCCUGGCGGGAGGGGUGGGCAAGUUCAUCAUAGACCCUCAGAACCUUUCCAAUAGUCUGUCCAGCAGCCUGUCAGCCGGCAGCGUCAAGACACAGGAGACGUCCUCUUGGAAGAUGUGCAUUGGCUCCAACGGCAGCUUGGACCUGGAGCUAGACACCAUCGCUCUGCCAACCACCGCUGUCAACACUCCAAGGGCAUACGCAGACCAAACGGCGGCAGCAGCACUUAGCGAACUGGCCCUGGCCACCAAGGAGAAGAAUAAGCUGAACAACCUGAAAAACAAUGUGCUCCAGCUACCUCUGUGUGAAAAGACCAUCUCUGUGAACAUCCAGCGCAGCCCCAGAGAAGGGCUCCUGUGUACCUCCUCUCAGGCCAGCUGCUGCCAG